Phalaenopsis equestris is the source of this 1313-nucleotide messenger RNA. Its product is annotated as protein HGH1 homolog. The transcript is spliced from 8 exons. The record is from RefSeq and is a predicted model, not a curated record. Lineage: Eukaryota; Viridiplantae; Streptophyta; Magnoliopsida; Asparagales; Orchidaceae. Gene Ontology annotation, molecular function: protein binding. The coding region runs from base 93 to 1115 and encodes 340 amino acids.
ACCAGACAAACCACCAAACGGGCGAUAAUCUCUGCAUUCAGAACCGACCGAAGGUCGCCGAGUUCUCUCCCCUCUUCGCGCGCCGUGUUCCAAUGGCGGACGAACUCGAAGAGCUGCUAGGGUUUCUCUCCUCGCCUUCUCCACAAGUGAAGAAGGCCGCGUUGGACAUCGUCCGUGGUCUAACUGGCUCUGAUGGCGGCAUCGAGACCCUGGCUUCGCGUUCCGAUAUUGCUCUUCCCCCGCUUCGCCGCCUUCUUCGCGAUCCCCCAGACGUAGCCGCUCCGGCCGCCGAGACCCUCAUAAACCUCUCCCAAAACCCCAACCUUUCUGAGAAGCUUGUCUCACUUGGAGCCGUGAAUGCGGCGAUGGAGGUGAUUUUUAAACAGAGGGAUAACGACGCUAAACUCCACAAGCUUCUUGUUAUGCUCCUCGUCAAUCUCACCCAGUUGGACUCUGGCAUCUCUUCCCUGCUACAGGUUGGUGAUGAUAAACUUGAAGGCCUGUAUUUCUCCAAGCUCGUCAGGUUGUUUUGCGGAUCUUCUUCCAGUGAUACUACUGAGGAUACCUAUGAACACGUAGCUUCAAUUCUUGUAAAUGUGUCAAAAUUGGAAGCUGGAAGAAGUAUGUUGUUGCAGCCAAAGAGAAGCCUUCUUAAGCAAAUCAUAAGGCAAUCAGAUUCGACAAGUCCACUGAGGAAGAAAGGGGUGUCAGGAACUAUCCGCAAUUGUUGUUUUGAAGCAGACAGGCAAAUUCAGAAUUUGCUUAUGUUAUCAGAGUUUCUUUGGCCGGCUCUACUUUUACCUGUUGCAGGAAAGAUGUCUUACAGUGAAGAAGAUACUGCAAAGAUGCCUCUUGAGCUGGCUAAUGUACUUUCUCAUGAACGGGAACCAGUUGAUGAUCCAGAAAUUCGCAAGCAGGCAUUGGAAGCUCUCUACUUAAUUGCCUUGCAGGAAGCUGGAAGAAGUGCUCUGUGGUCUGUCAAUGGCCCACGAAUAUUGCAACUUGGCUAUGAAGAUGAGGAGAAUCCAAAAGUUAUGGAAGCUUAUGAGUUGAUUGGCUCUUUGCUCGUAAGUAAUGCUGGCUCCGAGGAGCUGAUGGAUCAUACUAUUCGGUAAAGCUGCUGCUGUCUCUACUCUUCAUGACCGGUAUUAUAUUUUUCCAACUUGUUUGGUUCAACCGGAUGGAUAUGUCAAAGCCAUUAAAGCCUUGUCACAUUAAUCAUAUUAUCAGUCAACUUGUUUGCUCUAAGUAGUUUUCAAAUAUAUAUUUAUUUUUUUUGUUGUUGUAAUAUGAAGUAUGUAAUAUUUAUACUU